AUGGCGUACCAACAAACCUACUACCAGACCACCUCCCUCCCCAUCGCCGUUCCUCACAAAGUUCAAUAUUCUCAAUAUCACACUCCUCAACAAUACAGCUAUGCCGUUUCUCCUCCUGAGGCUCCCGAGUCUGUCACUACAGGUUCCGGGAUGGCUCCAUCAUACGGAAACUCUGCAUACUCCGCAACUUCCAGCAGUUACGCCGGAAGCAUGAGCGGCUAUAGCGGCUACGACGACAGCCAGUCUUCCGCGAACAACGUUGAUAUGCAAGAGUACAUGCAAGAACGAUUUGCCGGCUCUUGCGAUCCGCUCCCUCUUGACCGCACUUUGGCGAUGCAAGCCCAAACAUCUGGAUUGCUGAAUGCGAAGACCCGAGAGCUUGGGGAUUUGCAGCAAUUGGCGCAACAGCGUCUGCAAAGGUCAAAAGCUAGACUCGCAGAAGCCUACUCAGACUCGCGAGAGGUGAAGAGAGAUUUGGAAUGGUCGCAAAAGCGCGUUUCAUCGAUGAAGACAAAAGCGUCUCGAAAGCACCCCAAGGAAUACAAGCAAGCUCGUGCGCGGUAUCCAUCGCCAGAAUACUAG
Hyaloscypha bicolor E is the source of this 582-nucleotide messenger RNA. Its product is annotated as putative biogenesis of lysosome-related organelles complex 1 subunit KXD1. The record is from RefSeq and is a predicted model, not a curated record. Gene Ontology annotation, cellular component: BLOC-1 complex; endosome. The coding region runs from base 1 to 582 and encodes 193 amino acids. NCBI's taxonomy places the organism in Eukaryota, Fungi, Ascomycota, Leotiomycetes, Helotiales, Hyaloscyphaceae. The transcript is spliced from 3 exons. Gene Ontology annotation, biological process: regulation of protein localization; endosome organization.